AUGUUUCCUGCUCUAACACUAAGUUCCUUGGGUCCUUCUCUCAUUGAAUCAGAUUUUAAUUAUUUAUAUCCAUUAAAUACUAUGGAGUUGCUCACUAAAUUCGAACCGUUUAUUCAAAAUUUUAUAAAAUAUAUAGAUGAUAAUUAUAUGCAUUUUGGAACUAAUGGUCUAGAGUAUAUUGCUGAGUUAAAUAACCCAAAAAGACCUGUCUAUGCUGCUUUAUGGUUGUUUCCACUGAUUUUUCCACCACUUUGUAUAAAACAUACUGUGAAAAAUAAUAAAAAGUCUUCUUGGCGUCCUUCUAAGGUGGAACAAGCUUGUUCUUUCAUACGUUUCAUUAAUAACGUAAAUGAUGUGAAAAAUACUCAAAAAUCGAUCGUCAAGAAGGCAUAUACAUUUGGUCUCACUGUACAACCAUACAUUUUAACUGUGGGUUCUAUUUUUGAAGAAAUUUAUUCCGAAGAAAGAAUCCAAAGUUUUUUGGUUAUCAACAGCACCAAAUACAAAUUUGAAACGCCUCUCAAAGCAGUUGAUACGUGUUUUAAAUCGUUCUUUACAUUUAACUAA
This is a messenger RNA of Macrosiphum euphorbiae (potato aphid), 567 nucleotides long. The record is from the annotation of a GenBank genome assembly. Lineage: Eukaryota; Metazoa; Arthropoda; Insecta; Hemiptera; Aphididae.